AUGACAAUGGCCCCUCCCGUCCACAUCAAGCAGCAAGAAUCCCGCGCCAAACCAUGCCAACUCGACAUCAUCAUUGUCGGCGCAGGCCUAGCAGGCCUCGGCACAGCCAUUAGCUGCGCACUCGCAGGCCACCAGGUCCACGUACUCGAGGCCGCGCACGAAAUCAAAGAAGUCGGCGCCGGGAUACAAGUCCUGCCGAACAGCUCGCGGGUUCUCCAGCAUUGGGGUCUGGAGGAAUCAUUGACUCCUCAUAUGACAAUUCCCCGUGUUUGCAAUUUUGUUGGUUGGAAAGGCAAUGCGAUUUCAUCGCUAGAUUUUCAUGAAUCGGAAAAAGGAUAUCCGGGAACUUGGUACCGCGACUUUCAUCGUGCUGAUCUUCAGCAAUGUCUCGUUCAGAGAGCCACGGAGUUGGGCGUCGAGCUUACCUGUGAUGCCCGCGUCGUUGAUGUAUCUGUCGCUGAAGAUGGCGCGACGGCAACAGCGAAAACGUCAGAUGGUAGACAGUGGACGGGUGAUUUAGUUGUUGGUGCAGAUGGAGUGUUUGGGAAGUUGACAGAAGGGUUGCUUGGUCGAGUUGAUCCGCCAGUGAAAACGGGUGAUCUUGCCUACCGAGUUAUGUUGUCGACUAAGGAGAUGCGAAAAGAUCCUGAGUUGGCGGAGUUUGUGACAGAUCCGCAAGUCAAUUACUGGCUAGGUCCAGAUGCCCAUGCCGGUAUGUACCAAGCUGAAUAUCCUCGACACACUCUAACGAUUGGAUUAGUGAACUACGUUCUUCGGAAUGGAGAAUUAUUCAAUAUGGUGCUCCUUGUCCCUGACGAUAUUCCAGAGGACUCCUUGGCAUCUACCGUCGAGGGAAAUGUUGAAGAGAUGUGUGCUUUAUUCAAAGAUUGGGAUCCUCGGUGGGUGAUCCCGAAACUGCUUCGGCUCUGCCAGUCUGUGCAAAAAUGGCGUCUCUGUAUUCGAUUCGGAGACUUCGAUUGGACUCAUCCAUCAGGGGCUUUUGUCAUGCUGGGUGAUGCAGUCCAUGCCACUUUACCAUAUCUCGCGUCUGGAGCUGGAAUGUCCUUUGAGGACGGAGCUGUUCUAGGAGAAUGUCUUUCCCGACUCCCGAAUCAACCUGGUGUUUCUAAGACCUCUAUCGACUUCUUGAACGCCAAGCAAUACGCCCUUUCGGUGUUCCAGGAAUGUCGCAAACAAAGAACUAAGAUGGUUGUUGACCGAGGAAAUAUUCAGCAAUACCUUUACCAUCUCCAUGAUGGAGCCGAGCAACAAGAAAGAGAUCGCAAGAUGCAAAUGGUCCCAACUCCAGAAGGAGAAGCAUUGGCUUGGCGAGACCCUGGAUUGGCACCCAAGCUACUAGGAUAUGACCACAUUGCCGACGUGAGUAACGAGUAA
Penicillium salamii is the source of this 1395-nucleotide messenger RNA. The record is from the annotation of a GenBank genome assembly. NCBI's taxonomy places the organism in Eukaryota, Fungi, Ascomycota, Eurotiomycetes, Eurotiales, Aspergillaceae.